CAAGUCACUUUGGCUCACCCCUGGCCUUGGUGCCACUCCUAUCCUGACAGCGGCAAACAGAACCGCCGGAUUCGUGGCGCCCGCCCCGCGGCCCGCGGCGCGAUGGACCUCAGCUCCAAAUCCAUGGAGGAGCUGUUGAAGAUGCAGAGUGAGGCCGUGAAGCACGUGUUGAGCAUCAACCAGGCGAUCGCGCGCAAGAGCCGGGAGAGGUCGCCCACCUCAAAGGCGAAGGCCAAGACGUCCCCGAAAGGACACCAGGCCUCCUUGACAUCGCUGCCCAAGGAUGGAGAGAUCCGCAUCGAGACGGGAGCGUUGAAGGAGCCGUUGCUGAUGAAGCGACAAAUGUCCCCAGGAGUCGAAGGAGGCUUCGGCAUCUUUGCCUCAGGUGCAAUGUUCCCUGAUGCUGACAAGAUCAAAGAGAAGGUUCGUGCAUCCUUGUUUGAAGAGGAACUGAACCCUGAGGACUUGUUCAAAACCACUGGAUGGUGCCAAGCAAUCGCACGUAAUCAGCUCUUCAAGAACAUGACCAUGGUUGUGAUCGUGUUGAACGCCAUUUGGAUUGGCAUUGACACCGACCUGAACACCUCCGACCUGGAGAUCAACUCACCGCUGAUUUUUCAAGUGGUGGACAACUUCUUUUGCAUCUUCUUUUCCUUCGAAAUUUCCGUGCGCUUCCUUGCAUAUCAGAAAAGCCGAGAUGCUUUCAAGGACUUCAGCUUUAUCUUUGACUUCUCGCUCGUUUUGACGAUGAUUUGGGAGGUCUGGGUCACUUCGAUGUUAGUCUUCCUCAUGCAAAGAUCAGUAGGCGGCGCAAACUUGUCCGUGCUGCGGAUCCUCCGACUCUUCCGCCUCGUGCGAAUCGCGCGUGUAGGAAGGCUUAUGAGUUCAUGUCGCGAGCUCAUCGUCUUAGUGAAAGGCAUCAGCAUGGGAUUGCGUUCCGUGCUCUCCACCUUGUUCUUGAUGAUGGUGGUGAUCUAUGUCUUUGCGAUCAUCUUUACGCAGCUCUUCCGUGGCACGGACGAAGGUGCUGGUUGCUACGAUGGCGUCCUGGAAUCCAUGAACUGCCUCAUGCUGAAUGUGGUAUUUCCAGAGCAACAGGAGUUGAUGCACAAGAUGUUGGAGGUGGGUCCAAUCACCUACCUCCUUGGGCUUUUCUAUUUGUUGAUCACCGGCUUGACUGUGAUGAACAUGUUGAUCGGUGUGCUUGUGGAGGUUGUUUCAGUGACUGCGCAAGUGGACAAGGAGGAAACGGCCAUGAAGGCGGUGAAAGAGAAGAUUGAGGAGCUGAUUCCAGCAGAUUCCAGGCAGACCGGAAUCUCACGAGAACUUUUCAUGAAAGUCAUUAUGGACCAGGGCCUUGUCCAGACCUUGUCCAACAUCGAUGUCGACGUCAUGUCUGUAGUGGAGUACCCUGAGAUCAUGUACCAUUCUCGGAAUGCCUUGUCCGUGCCCGAGUUGGUGGAUGCGAUCCUGCAGUUCCGGAGAACCACCUCGGUAAGCAUGAUGGACAUCGCGCAACUGCGACGUUUCAUGGUGAAUGAACUCGAGGACUUGAGGGGCCUCAUCAAGUCCAACCAGAUGUGAAGGACUGGUGAUCCAGAAAACGACAAGACAGCGAUUGGCGAGUUGAUUCAGUGGGUUGUAAUCGUGGAUGGUCGAAGGUGUUUUAGGUGUUUUGUUUCUCUCAUGCUUGUUGGCGUUCCUAACACGUUUGUUUGUUUGUUUUUUGUGUUGCGGUUCUCAGUCACUUUGC
This is a messenger RNA of Durusdinium trenchii, 1753 nucleotides long. NCBI's taxonomy places the organism in Eukaryota, Dinophyceae, Suessiales, Symbiodiniaceae. The record is from the annotation of a GenBank genome assembly.